CAAGUAUCGCAUUUUAGCCACAUUGAUAAAAAUAAAAACAAACAUAUUUUUUAAUCCUUAAGAAUAUUGAAAAUUUUCACAAUGACAGAAUUUCAAUGGCCAUGGGAGUAUACAUUUCCACCAUUUUUCACUUUACAGCCACACGAAGAGACACGCAAUCAGCAAAUUAAAGUAUGGUCCGAUCUCUUUCUGCAGUACCUCAAACAUCUGAAUAAAUUCCAAGUUAAUAUUAAUGAAAGUAGCUCUCCACUUUUCUACAAUGAAACAUUGAAACGUCGCUUAACACCCGAAACUAUAUUGCAUAUUUUGGAGCAAUUGCGACAAACCGGUCAUGCAGCACCACUGGAUAAGCGACGCAUAGAGUGGCAGGUAUACUGGUAUACAUUGGAGGAGUAUGCGAAUAUGGUGUACGAUUGGGUGCAGCAGACGGGGCAGUUGAAUACAAUUUGCACGUUGUAUGAAAUUGCGUCUGGUGAGAAUUCUGAGGGCAUGGAAUUUCAUGGUGUUGAUGAGGCAGUGCUGUUGAAUGCAUUGCGCAUUUUGGAGAAUAAAGGCAAAUGUGAGAUAGUGCAAUUGGACGACAGUUAUGGCAUUAAAUUCUUCUAGAAGUCAGUGUAUUUAUUAUUUGUGUACGUCUGCAUAACCUGCAUUAUUUUUUUCUGACAGUGAUAAAUAAAAUAUUAGUGAAAAUAUUUUUUAGAAAAGCCUGGA
Messenger RNA from Anastrepha obliqua, 711 nucleotides. RefSeq names its product vacuolar protein-sorting-associated protein 25 (gene Vps25). Gene Ontology annotation, biological process: protein transport to vacuole involved in ubiquitin-dependent protein catabolic process via the multivesicular body sorting pathway. Bases 82 to 606 code for a protein of 174 amino acids. The transcript is spliced from 2 exons. The record is from RefSeq and is a predicted model, not a curated record. Gene Ontology annotation, molecular function: structural molecule activity; protein homodimerization activity. Gene Ontology annotation, cellular component: ESCRT II complex. NCBI's taxonomy places the organism in Eukaryota, Metazoa, Arthropoda, Insecta, Diptera, Tephritidae.